AUGACAACAUCAUACUAUGUGAUCCGUAGUUUACUUGAUAUUGCCCGAUUAUAUCCUCAAAAGAUAGCAAUAGUACUCGACGAUCAAGUAUGGACUUAUAGCGAGUUGAUUAUGCAAGUGGAACGUGUUGUAUAUCAAUUACAUCACUUAGGUGUAGUUCAAGGUCAAAUAAUUUAUCAAUUCGUUGAACGAAGUUUUGAGAUGAUAUGUGGCUUUUUGGCCAUCUUAUAUAUAGGUGGAGUGUAUUGUCCAAUAAAUCCAGCAGUACCGUUUGAACGUCUCAAUGUACUUCUCGAACAAAUGCAAGGUCAAUAUGUUUUAGUACAUGAAAAAACACUUAAUCAAUUUCCAACAGCAGCCGUUCAGCAUGUUAUUGUAUUGGAUAAUAUUCUUGUACCAUUGUUGGAUGUCGAAGACAUGAGUGAUCUUCAGAUUCCUGGGAAGUAUGGUGCUGCAUUUAUCAUUUUUACUUCAGGGACUACUGGACGACCAAAAGCAGUUGUUCAUACACAUAAAAGUUUUUCGGCUAGUAUGGCUGCUUUUAUUCAAUGGAACAUCGGUAUGUAUACCGCCCGAGAUCACGUUCUUCAAGUUGCUACAUGCUCAUGGAUUACACAUAUUGGGGAAAUCUCAUUGCCAUUAGUUGUCGGUGGUACUCUUGUGCUUCUGCGACAAGGAGGCGAAGCAAUGAAGCCACAUCAAUGGAUUCAAUUUGUUAAUUUGUUGAGCUCUUCCAGUGUUCAACUUUGUGUUCUAUAUGGUACGUCUGAAAGUAGCGUAGUUCUUGGAUGUCAGUUGUUAAAUAUCAAAGAUUCAAAUAUUCCUAUUGGGUAUCCAUUCCCAACUAUUCAAUGUUUGCUAAUCGAUGAUGAUGGUAAAAUUAUUAAUACUACAGAUAACUCAAGUAAAAUUGGUCAAAUUCAUAUAGGAGGACCAACUUUAUUUAACUCCUAUUUAAAUAAUCCGGAACUUACCGGAAGCAGGUUUACAACCAUAAACAAUCAAGUUUAUAUAAAAACAGGUGAUUUAGCUCGAUACAAUGCGCAAGGAAAGCUUUUUUAUGUUGGACGUGUUGAUUUUCAAAUUAAAAUACGUGGUCAACGAGUUGAAACAACUGAAAUUGAAAAUACAAUUACGAAUUCGUAUCCCGACAAGAUUUCCGACUGUGUUGUUACUAAAUUGGCACAAAAUGAUGAUCUACUUGUUGCUUACGUGGUCUCAAAAGACUCCGAGCUUGAUACUGAUCAAAUUCGAAAUUAUUGCAAUAAACAUCUAUAUCAAUACAUGGUACCAUCCAUCUUUGUCUUCUUGAAACAGCUACCUUUGAAUGCGAAUGGAAAACUAGAUCGACAGCGUCUUCCAAUACCUGAUAUUUCGGUUCUAUUGACUGGUACUAAUGAUCUUCAAUAUAUAGAACCGAAAAACGAACUGGAAACGCUUGUUCAUUCAGUGUGGUGUAAGAUCCUUGGUUGUAAUCGAAUCUCGACGCUAACAAACUUUUUUACUAUUGGUGGUCAUUCUCUUCUAUUUAUACAACUUUACCAAGGUUAUAAAACGACGUUUAAUAUCGAUAUAAGCAUGCUGGACAUAGGUGAACUCUUUCAACAUCCAACGAUUGCUAAUCAUGCUCAUCUGAUUAACCAAUCAAAAAAUGCAAAACAUAUAUCUGAACAAUCUUUAUGGCCAUUAUGCUCCAUGGAAGCCCAAAUGCUUUCUACGCCAGAUGUUAUUCUGGCCAACAACGAUAUUUCCAAGUUGCAACAUAAUUUCAUGUAUAAAACAGAUGAAACAUCAAGUUAUCAAUCUUGUGCGACUACUGAGAUUCAACUGGCUUAUUUAUUUGGACGACGUGGCUAUGUCGAGCUUGGUCAAGUUUCUUGUUAUUCAUAUGAAGAAUACGAUUUACCAUUGCAGUUCAAUAUCGAACGACUUGAGCAAGCAUGGAACCAUUUGAUUCAUCGUCAUGAAGCAUUACGGACCAUUUUUAUAUCUGAUACAGAACAGCAAAUUCUUAGAAACACUCCUUACUAUACGAUACUCAUAGUUGAUUUGUCUAAUACGAUAUUCAUAGAAGACGAACUCAUUAAAAGACGUAUGCAAUUAUCACAUCAAAUUCAUCCUGCUAAUCAAUGGCCAUUAUUUGACAUUCAAGUAACUUGUUUUAUUAACGACAGUACACGUCAUUUUCGUAUCCACAUCGGCUUAGAUCUUCUCAUAAUGGAUCUUUGGAGUGCAAACAUCAUUUUUUCUGAACUAUAUCAACUGUACCACUGCCCACAUGUUAUUUUACCGACGAUCAAGUAUUCUUUUAGAGACUACAUAAUAGCACAAAAUCAAAUCAAAACCACAUCCGUCUAUCAAGCCGACAAAAAGUAUUGGAUCGAUCGACUACAUUCAUUUCCAUUAGGUCCUAGUUUACCCCUACGCUGUUUACCAACAGAAUUAAAGAUACAACGAUUUGUGCGUUUGAAACGUACAGUGGAUCAGUCAAUAUGGAGUCAGUUGAAAGAGCGAAUCAAUAGUGCUCAAUUGUCUCCUGCUGGAUUUCUAACAUCUAUCUAUGCGAUUGUAUUGGCUAAAUGGAAUGAUAAUCAACACUUCUCAAUCAAUUUACCUAUCUUCAAUCGUCUCCCGAUACAUCCACAAGUCAAUCACAUAGUGGGGGACUUCACAUCAGUUAUUCCACUAGAAAUCAACUUACAGAAAAAACAAACUUUUCAUCAAUUUUUCCACACGGUUCAAAAACAAUUAUGGGAUGAUCUCGCACAUAUGUCUUACGAUGGUAUAUCGUUUAUUCGUGACUUGAUGCACAUUAACAAGACCAGAGAAAUAGUUUUGCCUAUCGUGUUUAUGUGUGGAUUGUUUCACUCGAAUUCUAAACAGAAUACAAACAAACUUCGAGAUCUUUUUGAAAAAACUUCAGUAUAUGGAAUUUCACAGACUCCUCAGGUUUACUUGGAUAACCAAAUUUUUGACGAAGAUGAACAAUUAGUUAUCCGUUGGGAUCAUGUAGAAAAUUUAUUUCCCACGUCGAUGAUCGAUGAUAUGCAAAAUGCGUUCAUUGAUCUUAUAAUACGACUAGCAACGUCAAGUGAGAUGUGGCAAGAGUUAGCCUCUGUAUCAUUACCAGUUGGACAAUUACAAAGGCGAUUCAACUUUAUCGAAACCCAAUGGAAGUCUGGGAUGAAUACACAACUACUUCACACUUCAGUUAUUCAUCAAGCACAACAAACGCCUAAUACUUGGGCGAUUAUAUCAUCGCAAGAAAAUCUCACGUACCAACAAUUAAUGAAUCGGGUUUAUUCAUUAGCAUAUCAUCUACAACAGCAACAUGACAUGAACUCCAAUCAAAUCAUUGCUAUUCUCAUAAAGAAAGGUUGGGAACAGAUUGUUGCUUGUUUAGCUAUCUUAGUUUCAGGUGGUGCUUAUUUACCUUUGGAUGUUGAUUCACCCUACGACCGUCUUUGUUCAUUAAUCGAAGAAACUAAUGUCACAAUUCUUCUUACACAAUCUCAUUGUCAACAUAGAUUUCCACAUCUCACAACUAUUCCAGUCGAUACAUUCACAACGGAUGAUAAUUAUCCAACACCAUUUCCUAUCAAACAACAAUCAUCAACUGAUUUAGCUUAUAUUAUUUAUACAUCUGGAUCAACUGGAAAACCAAAAGGUGUUAUGAUUAGUCAUCAAACUGUUGUAAAUACUAUUCUUGAUAUGAACUCAAGAUUAGAUAUCUCAACUAAUGAUAGAAUAUUUGCAUUAUCACAUCUCAAUUUUGAUUUAUCCGUUUACGAUAUAUUUGGAAUAUUGAUUGUUGGUGGAACUAUAGUAAUUCCAAAUCAUGAAGAUUAUAAAAAUCCUCAACAUUGGUAUGAUAUGAUAAUUAAACAUCAUGUCACUAUUUGGAAUAGUGUUCCAAUGCUCAUGCAAAUGUUUGUUGAACAUCUCAAACAUACAAAUAGUCGUAAUCAAUUACGACAUAUCUUAUUAAGUGGUGAUUGGAUACCAUUAUCUUUACCCGAGUCAAUACGAAUAACAUUAGGUGAACAAGUAACAAUAACUAGUUUAGGUGGUGCAACAGAAGCAUCGAUUUGGUCAAUUGCCUAUACUCUACCAAAAGAAAUACCACAAGAAUGGAAAUCAAUUCCUUAUGGAAUACCAUUAAGAAAUCAACAAUAUUAUGUCUAUGAUAUACAUCUUCAUGAUUGUCCUGAAUGGGUGAGUAGUGAACUUUAUAUUGGUGGUGAAGGCUUAGCUAAUGGUUAUUGGAAUGAUCAAGACAAAACAAAAACAAGUUUUAUUAUUCAUCCAUUAACUAACAAACGUCUUUAUCGAACAGGUGAUUAUGGUCGAUUUCUACCAAAUGGAUAUAUUGAGUUUACCGGACGAAAGGAUUUUCAAGUAAAAGUACAUGGUCAUCGUAUUGAACUUGGUGAAAUUGAACAUCAUUUACAACAGCAUCCACAUAUUCAACAAUCUAUUGUUAAUAUUGAUGACAAAUCCAAACACUUAAUUGGAUAUGUUAUGCCAGAAAAGCCUUCUACUGAUAAUAAAGAAUAUGAUUUAACAGAGAUAUUAAUCGUUGAUCCUAUUGAACGUAUUAAUUUUAAGCUUGCAAGACAUAGUGUAAGACAUCAAAAGAAGGUAGAAAAGAGCUUUGCUCUAACAAAACCAAAACUUGCAGAAACAUUAAUCGAUACAUAUUAUAUGAGAAAAAGCUAUCGACAAUUUACAAAUGAAACUAUUGAAAGAUCUACUAUCGAGAAGUUGUUAAAAAACUGUCACAAUAGCAAUAAUAACGAAAAAAUAUCUUUAACUCACCUCGAUUUUGGUAUUCUUAGUCAACUAUUAGCAGUAUUAACAUCGAUCAGUAUUUCUGAUCAACCUUUACCAAAAUAUUAUUAUGCAUCAAUUGACGAUCUUUAUCCAGUACAAGUAUAUGUUGAAUUACCAAGAUCUAUAGAUAAUAUUUCGCCUGGUGUUUACUAUCAUAAUCCAGACGAACAUACUCUAGAGCUAAUUAGUACUCAUAUUAAUAAUGACAUGAUGAAUAUAAGAUUACAUCUUGUUGGAAGAUCAUCAGCAAUUGCACCGCUAUAUGGUCAAAGAUUGGGUUCUCAACUUUGUAUGCUCGAAACAGGAUAUAUUACGGGAUUACUAGAACAAGAAGGGUCAAGAUUAGGAUUGACUUUCUUGGAAAAUACGCAUAAUGAUUCUAUAACUCGAAAUAUUCUGAAUAUGGAUGAGGAUGACACACAUUGUUGUUUUCAACUUUCAUCAUCUGAGCAAAAUAUUUCUAAUAAUGUACAAAAUGAUAACCAUCAAUGCAUUAUUUAUCUUAAAUCGAUCAACAAUAACAAAGAUCAAUGGUUUACUUAUAAUAAAGAAUAUGAUACUGUUACAUCUUUUGAUGUCGAAAAUGAAACUACGCAAGAAGAAAUACCACUGUUCUUUGAUGAUGACGAUGAUACAAAGAUUAUAUUCCAUGAUUGCCAAUGUGCAAUCUUCUUCAGCGGACGAUCAGAAGACACAAUGAAUAUAGGUAAGUUAUCACAUUUAUUAAUGGAUCAUUGUUUAGAAAUGAAUAUUGGUAUGUGUCCAAUUGGUACUCGUACGAGUUUUCCAAAACAAAUUAAUGAUGUAUUAGAUACUAUUUUUAUUCAUGAUAAACUAAACGGAAGUAACAUAUUACAUAUAUUACUUAUUGGAAAGAUUAGUAAUGAACAAAAAAACCAACGUACUAUUUCGACAGUACGAUCAAUGCCAAACUGGAGUGAAACAUUACGAAUAUAUCUAAUGAAAAAGCUUCCAAUGUAUAUGAUACCAUCACAUUUUAUAAGUGUUUCAUCAUUUCCAUUAAGUCCAAAUGGUAAAAUUAAUCGAAAAGCUCUACCAGAAAUACCACUAUCAGUGCUUCAACAAGAAGAUAUCUAUAAUGCACCAAAUACUGAAUUAGAAAAAACAAUUGCGAAUAUUUGGCAAGAAAUAUUAUACACAGAUCGACUUAUUAUACAACAUGAUGAUCCAACUAAAAUCGUCUCUGGUAUUGACAGAAAAACAUCUUUUCUUAUAUCUACUACAGCUAGUUUCUUCAGUGUCGGCGGCAAUUCUCUUUUACUUGUUAAGAUCUAUCAACGUUAUCAAUCAAAACUUAAUUUCGAAAGAGAAGCAUUGAGUAUUCGAUCAUUGUUUGACUAUAACACCAUAGUAGAACAUGCUAAACUACUUGAACCAAUCAUCAUCGAUGGUGCACAACUAAAACAAUGGCAUACGUUGCAUAUUAAUGAAGGUAUCGCAUCGUAUGCUCAAGAACGCAUAUUUCUUGAUGAACAAGUUCGUUUCUCUGCCCAAAUUGCUAUUUACAAUGAGUUGACUGUUCUACAAGUUACGAAAGGCUUAUUAUCAGUGAAUCGUUUAUUGCAAACUCUUCGCUAUGUCUUAAGUAAACAUAAGAUAUUAAGAACUUCUCUAAGUUUCAACAACGAUGAUAGUACUUUGAAACAAUCUAUCACUGAUAAACAUCUAACAUUUACAUUGGCUGCCGAUCAAACAUUCGAAAAUGAAACUGAUCUUCAUAACAUUAUCUCACAAAUAAGUACUAAUCCUACUUUGUUCGAUUUAUCAAGUGGUCGUGUAUUUUAUUGUCAAAUUCUCAGACAACAGAUGAUACCUGAUGAAAAUCACGAUAAAGAAAUGAUUACAAAUUCUGAUGUUCUCGUUAUCGGCUUUCAUCAUGUUGCAAUUGAUCAAUCAGGUGGUUCAAUUUUUUUAAAUGAUCUAUGUAAUACUUACAAUAGUAAUAUGGCGGGGUUAGAUGAUGAAGAAUCAUUACAAUAUAUUGAUUAUGCCGUCCAUGAACGCCUCAUCGACAUGACACCAUCACGUGAGUUUUGGCAUUUACAAUUCGAAGGAUGUAACUUGAAACGUCGAUUGUCAUUGCCAAUCGAUCAGCAUUGUUUGUCUGAUGAUCAACGAUCUGGUUUCGCUUCUGCCGUGGAAAUCACUUUCGACAGGAAAAUAUCCUCAUCAUUUCUUAAUUAUGCUUCUUUACAUCAUUUGACACUAUUUCAACUCGGAUUGGCUACAUUCUAUACAUUUUUAUUCAAGUUAACAUAUAGUCCAACUGAUUUAUGUAUUUCAUGCCUUAAUGCCAACCGAUACAGAUCUGAAUUACAGACUAUGGUAGGAAUGUUUGUUUCAACAUUACCAUAUCGUAUGCAACUUGAUCCUUGUUGGUCAUUUGAUGAAGUUACUAAACAUGUACGAGAAAAAUGUUUAUCAAUUCUUGAACAUUCUCAUUAUCCACUUCAACAUAUUCUUCGUGAUUUUCAUCUUGAUCAAUCAACUGCCCCUUUUCUUCAAAUAGCUUUUGAUUUCAUUACUGAAUCUUCAGUUAACGAUCAGUUGACUUUCGAUGAUGUUAGUUUACAACCAGUGUUAUUACAACAGUCUUCGGAAGUGGCUAAAUUUGAUUUUACAUUAAAAUUCGUUUACAAUCCAAUCUCGAAUGACAACAUAUUGUCAUCUAGUUUUAUUUGUUCACGUGAUCUAUUUGAAGAUACGACAGUUACAAAAAUGAUACAAAGAUUUCAAUAUCUUUUUGAACAAAUUUUUUCAAUGAAUUUCAACGUUAAUCAGACUGAUUUAGUUGUUUCACCUAUUGCCAAACUUACUCUUAUCUUACCCGAUGAAAUGAAUGAAAUGCAACACGUAGCUUUUUACCGUCAAUCAAAUGUGACGAAUGAAGCACCAGCAUCAUUUGCACAAGCUCGUAUUUGGCUUGACGAAAGAAUUCGAUUCGAUCCAAACAAGCCUCAAAUAGCCAUCUAUAAUAUGCCUUUUGUUUAUCGUUUGAAAUCAGAUCAUACUUUAUCGAUUAAACAACUUCGUCAUGCUCUUCAUCUCGCUGUUAACAAUCAUCACUCACUUCAUACUUCACUUCAUUUUGACUUCCAAAAGAAUCUACUUAUGCAACGAAUUAUUACUCAUGAAGAUAAAAAGAAUAACAAUUUGUUUUCAAUCAUCAAAACUGCUUAUGAAACAGAUGAGCAAUUAAAUGAGAUUUUACACGACGAGAAACGUAAUCCCCAUCUUUUUGAUCUUACUCAAGGUCUUGUAUUUCGGUGUCAUAUUAUUUAUCAUAAACAAAUCUCUCCAAAUCACCUUCUUUCUCACAAAGAUCUACUGAUUUUCAACUUCCAUCAUGCUCUAUUUGAUUUUCCAUCAAUGGAUAUAUUUCUUCAUGAUCUCAAUCAAGCAUAUACAACUGGUCAAUUAUUAUAUGAUAACAACACUAAUCUUCACUAUCUUGAUUAUGCUGCUAUUGAACAACAAAUGUCAAUGACUGGUGCAAGUAUGUUUUGGCUUGAUGUUCUUCAUGAUUGUAAACUCGAACAACCUUUAUCAUUACCAUUUGAUCGACAUCGUCUCACUAAUGAACAUCGGACUAAUCGAGCAACAUCUUUUUCAUUUGAUUUUGGUCAAGAUCUCUCAAAUGACUUUCUUAUUCAUGCAAUAUCAAACAACAUAUCAUUGGAACAUCUCACAUUUGCUGUUUAUUUCAUCUUUCUAUCUAAAUUAACCAAUGGACAAACAGAUUUAUGUCUAGCUAUGAACAUCAAUAAUAAUCGAUAUAGAGAUGAACUCAAGUCAAUCAUUGGAUUGUUUGAGAAUGUCAUUCCAUUACGAUGUCGAUUAGAUCCUCAUUGGUGUUUCCAUCAAUUACUCGAAUUUGUUCAGGAGAUAACAACGAAGAGUAUGCAAUAUUCAUAUUUUCCACUUCAACAUAUUCUCAAUCAACAUCCACAUAUUUCCAAACAUGCAUUUUUGGAUACAUCUCUGGAAUUUAUAUCAUGUACUAAGAACAAUGCAAUGAUGAUUGGUGAUUCUCAACUUGUUCCAGCACUAUUUUUCCCACUCAAUAUUAAUGAAGAUGAGAUAGUAAGUGUAUGCGACUUCUCUCUUUCAAUUCAUCAUUAUAUGAACAUUAAUCAACUAUCAUGCACAAUCAAUGCAUCAUUUGACUUGUUCAAUAUUGACACAGUGGAGAAGAUUUCACAACGAUUUCAUUCCAUCUUACAUCUAUUAUCUGCAUCUAUGAUUGAUGAUCAAGUAAACAAACCUAUCCAUGAAUUAUCAUUAACAUUAUCAAAUGAACAAUAUCUAAUGCAAUCAUUGAAUAAUACACAAAUAUCAUUUUCAUCUCAUUUCACUUGUAUUCAUCAUGAAUUUGUAUAUCAAGUAAUGAAACAUCCACAAAAACUAGCUAUUGAGUUGGAUGAACAAUCAUUAACAUAUUGUGAACUUCUGUAUUAUGUUCAAGUUUUAUCUUCAAUUCUUCUCAAUGAAUAUAAUGUGUUUCCAGGUGAAAUAGUUUAUCAAUGUGUUGAGCGAAGUUUGUCAAUGGUGAUUGGUAUUAUGGGAAUUGAAAUGGUUGGUGGUGUCUAUUGUCCAUUAUCACCUCGAGAUCCGCAACAGCGUUUACAUGCACUCACACAACAAAUACAAAGUCGUCUUGUUCUUGUUCACCAUUUAACUAAAACUAAAUUUGAUGAUGCUAUUGUUUCACUUGAUAUUGAUUCAAUAUUAGAUAUUAAUGAUAUAGAUGAGAAAGAUCUUUCAAGUGCGAUACUGAAAGGUGAAGGCUUAGCGUACAUUAUUUUCACUAGUGGAUCAACUGGAACACCCAAAGCGGUUCAAGUUCGACAUAAGAACUUUAUUGCUUGUAUCCAUUCUUUGGUUUAUAUUGACUCAUUUAAUAAAUAUGAUACAGUUGUACAAAUGACACGAUGUUCAUUUGACGUUCAUGUUCAAGAAAUACUUGGUGAAGCUUUUGCUGUUCAUUUGAUCGCCUUAAUGGUGAAAACUGGCAUAACCAACUGUGUUGUUUGGAAUUUGUAUGGUCCAGCUGAAACAACUAUAGUCUCUACCUUCCACAAAGUAGAUUUGAUAGAGGAUACACGAAGCGUUUCGAUCGGUAGACCACUAUCUAAUUACCGAUGUAUGAUUAUCAAUCAGUAUUUACAACCGUCUAUUACCGACGAAGAAGGUGAACUGCUUAUAGGUGGAGUAGGUGUCUUUGCUGGUUAUCUUGAACGUGAUGAUUUGACAGCAAAAGCUCUCGUUGAAAUAGAUGAUAAACUAUUUUAUCGAACAGGUGAUCUUGUUACAAUCGAUAACAAUGGUCUUCUUCAUUAUCAAGGAAGAAAAGAUCAUCAAAUCAAACUUCAUGGACAAAGAAUUGAACUUGGUGAAAUCGAACGAUGUUUACUUAAUAUUACAUUCAUUUCUGCUUGUGUUGUUAUGAAAUGGAAUGAUGAUUAUUUAAUUGCUUAUGUUCAAUCUUCUCAUGUGAAUGAGGAACAACUACGUCAACAUUGUCAAUCUCAUCUUCCACCACAUAUGAUUCCCUCAAUAUUCAUUAUACUUGAGAAGAUACCUUUGAAUCAAAAUGGAAAAGUAGACAGAAAACAACUUCCUUUACCGGACUUUUCUUUAUCAGCUUUGUUAUCGUCCGAUAUAUCUGAUACUCCUCUAAAUCAGUUCGAAGAACGUAUACAUACUAUUUGGUGUCAAGUUCUUCAUUCUAAUCAAAAUCACAUUUCCAAAACUACCAGCUUUUUUAGUGUUGGUGGUCAUUCACUGUUAUUUAUUCAACUUUAUCACCAUUAUCAAUCAGUAUUUAACUUUGAUGCUCAUACACUUUCGAUUGCUCCAUUUCUUCAACAACCCACUAUUCGACAACAUUCACAAUUACUUCAAACAGUUCCAUCCAACGAUACGCAGACAAUACGAUGUCAGACACUACAUAUCAAUCAAGGUAAAACAUCUUUAAAUUAA
This is a messenger RNA of Adineta steineri, 10836 nucleotides long. NCBI's taxonomy places the organism in Eukaryota, Metazoa, Rotifera, Eurotatoria, Adinetida, Adinetidae. The record is from the annotation of a GenBank genome assembly.